Acaulospora morrowiae is the source of this 3126-nucleotide messenger RNA. The record is from the annotation of a GenBank genome assembly. NCBI's taxonomy places the organism in Eukaryota, Fungi, Glomeromycota, Glomeromycetes, Diversisporales, Acaulosporaceae.
AUGGAAAUCGAUGAAAACGAACAGUUAACUUCGGGUUCAAAUUUAUCAGACAAUGGAAGCGAUUCCGAUCAAACGGAUGAACAUGAGAACCUUCAGGCUGAACUUUCAGAAACAAUAUCUUCGUUGCUUGAGCAGCUUACCGACAAUGUUUAUCAAUACUCGGUACACGUCCAAUACAUUCAAGCUCUCCGUCGGGCAGCACUUUUUGAGGAAUUGAGAGGUGCUCGGGAAAUGAUGCACCGAAUUUUUCCUUUAUCAGAAGAGAUGUGGCUUGAAUGGAUUGAGGAUGAAUCGCGACUGGCGGUUACCAAAGAGGAAAAACAGAGCGUGAUUAAUCUUUAUUCGGAGGCGGUCAAAGAUUAUUUAUCAAUUAAUAUAUGGUCCUUUUAUACAAAUUAUGUACUGAAUGAGUACAAUGAUUCGCAUUGUCAGAUGGAGGGUAUGGACAACGAUUCUGUAUUUAUUACAUUAGAACAUGUUCGUAAAGUGUUCAAGGAAGCAUGCGAGGAAACUGGAUAUUUUGUUCCAGAGAGUCAUAAAAUUUGGGAUCCCUACAGAGAUUUUGAGGAAAAAAUUCUGGAGUUAUCACCAAGCGACGAACAGAAGAAUAGAGUUAAGGAAAUGUAUUUGGAUCGUCUCAAAAUACCUCAUUCAACCUUUGAAAAGACAUUCGCAGAUUAUUCAUCGUUCAUCACCAAAUAUGAUAACAGUAAUUAUGAAAGAUGCAUGAUCGAGGCUAAUGCUUUUUUUAGCGAAACAAAAAUCAAAUAUUAUGAAAUGGACAGAUAUGAACAAGAAUUAAACACAUCCAGUUUCGCUUUAGAGAAAUUCAUCAAGUAUAUCGAUAAUGAAAUAAAACAGCCUAACCCACUUUUACCAGCGAUCCGUACCUUAUAUGAAAGGGCAAUCACGCUCUAUUAUUUGGACCCAUCUCUUUGGGAAAGAUAUAUUUUUUUUCUUAUUGAGAAAAAGAUUUCUUAUGAUGACCUUCUUAAAAUUUGUGAACGCAGUGUGCGUAAUUGUCCAUGGUCUGGUGAUUUGUGGAGUCAUUAUAUGCGUACAAUGGAGAGAGGGACCGUUCCAAAUUCAUACGAUGAGAUAAAAAACAUAUAUCAAAGGGCUCUGUCGACCGGGAUGCUUAAUAAUAAUGUAGACGAUUUGGUCAAAGUGAUUAUAGCAAACUGUGAUCUCGAGAGGAGAACGAUAAGUAACGAAGGACCUACCAAUUUAACCAAUUCGGAUGCUCUCAAAAGUAUUAUUGCAGAAGGGCUUCAGACAGUCAAGAAAGCUUUUAAAAACGGGGAUCCUCUAUGUCGUUUAGAAAAAUACUUGAUAGAAAUUGAGACAAUAACUGGAAACGUGAAUAAAGCGAGGGAGGUUUGGGAACGGGUCAUUAAACGGCACCACAAAGAAUCAGAGGUGUGGCUUCGUUACGCUGAUUGGGAAAGAUCCCUGGGAAAUAUAGAUGAAGCUCGCAAAAAGUACAGGAAGGCAUCCCAGCAGGAUACGGAUUGGCCAGAACAAAUAUUUAACGCAUGGGAACAAUUUGAACAUCAUUAUGGGACAUUAGAAGGUUUGGAACUUGCAUACAUUUUCAUAGGAAAGCAAAUGGAGUAUGUGAAAAAGAAACGUGCCAAGGCUCUGGAAGAGGCUCAAAAGGUUCAGUAUGAACAAUUUCAGGCAGAGCAGACUGCUUCUGUUGCCGAAGACCCCAAUCUCGCGAGCGAACAAAACCUUUUGGCAACGGAUUCACGAAGUGAUGUCAAAAAAAGAAAAUACGAGGAAGACGAUGAGCAGAUAGAGGGAUCGCCCUUUGAGAAAAGAAAUAAAUCGACUCACGCUGACCGAAACAAACGCGAUCGGGAAUUUUCUACAAUCGUCGUGAGGAAUUUGCCUUUGGAUACUACAAAAGGCCAAUUGAAAGCACUGUUCCAUGAAUGCGGGAAGAUUGUAGAAAUCCGUCUAAUAGAAGACCCCGAGAAAACUCACAAAUAUGCAUACAUUGAAUUUGCUCAAAGGGAAGACGUUCCCGUCGCAUUGACUAAAGACAAAAAGAAGGUCGGCGAAAAUGAAAUUGACGUUUAUAGAGUAUUUCAACAUGUCUUGUACGUCACCAAUUUCACCGAGUCGACAAAUUUGAACGAACUAUUUAAGAAGUACGGAGAAAUAAUUGAGGUUCGAGUUCCGAGCAAAACUUGGCGUGCAGGAAGAUUUUGUUAUAUCGAGUAUAAGAAUAGGGAAUCGGCACAAGCUGCCGUAUCAGAAAUGAAUGGCUACGAAAUUGAACCAGGAAGGAAGUUGAAUGUUAUGAUUUCAAAUCCCUCGUUGAAGAAAACACGUUCGCCACCAAUGCAAAAAGAAGUUUUUGUUCGCAACCUUCCGAGUCGUGUUGAAGUCAGCGAAUUGGAGGCAUUCUUUAACGCGUGCGGUAAGGUUGUUAAGGUUAGGAUUCCCAAGACGAAGGAUAAUAGAUGUAAGGGAAUAGCAUUUGUGGAAUUUGACACGGAGGAACAUGCGAAAGCCGCGAUUGCGCUGAACUCAACAGAAUUUAAAGGAUGCAUAUUGAAUGUUUCGUUGAGCGACGUAAGUCGCAACGACGGGCAAAAGCGUCAACCUGAAUCUGAGUCUAGUGUCAAUGCAACAAAAAAGAACACCGAACGGAUCAAUUCUGUGAUAAUUAGUCAAUUACCACCAAAUGCCACGAAGAAAAUGAUACAUGGAAUGAUAUUGACAAAAUUUCAGGAGGAUGCAAUCCAAGAUAUUACUUUGAUGUCUCUAGAAAAUCGCGCCAUUGUAAAAUUUGUGCGCGUCGAGGAUGCCGGAAAAGCGAUCUUGUUAUUUAACAAAUACAAUUUAAAUGACAGAACCAUCAAUGUUACUGCCGAAGAGGAAAUGACUCGUGUUGUACAAGAGGGCGCCGACCCGUUAAGCAUGGUACCUAGGAAGAUACAUAAACCUUCGACAAAUAAGAAAGUCAAACUUGAACAGAAAAAGAGGGUCAAACUUGAACAGAAACCUCAGGCUUCCAACAAAAAUUUUGAUGACCAUAAGAAUACAGGUGAAGGCAAAAAAUCUAAUGCAUAUUUUAGAACCAUGUUUUUAAAAGGCAAAGGAAAUGCCGAAUGA